UUAAAGUCUGAGUCACUCCGUAUUACUGGAGAGCCGGUCCGGUGACGCCCGUUUGCUGCAGAGGGAAACCGACUGGCAGAGAGAGAGAGAGAGAGAGGAGGAGGAAUGGAUGUCGAUCUGCCAAUGGACGACAAAGCAAGGAAGAUGAGGGAGUUACUAUCGAGUUUUUACUCGCCGGAGGCCUCGAUCGGCAAGGCCUCAUUGAGAUCGCCCACGGUCGACCCAAUCGACUCCCCGUCCUUUGAUCUUGAUCUCUACAUGACUAAUUUGAUACAGAAGUCAAAUUUGGAGGCUCUCCUUCAAAAACAUGUAGAAAUGGCAGCGGAAAUCAAAAAUCUGGACACUGACCUACAAAUGCUAGUGUAUGAAAACUACAAUAAGUUCAUUGGUGCCACUGACACGAUCAGACGGAUGAAAACAAACAUUGUUGUGAUGGAAUCAAACAUGGAGAAGCUCCUUGAGAAGAUAAUGUCUGUCCAAGCUGAAAGUGAUCGUGUGAAUACAUCUCUUUUUGAAAAGAGAGGUCAUAUUGAGAAACUGAAUCGCACUCGAAGCCUUUUACGUCAAGUUCAGUUUAUAUAUGAUCUUCCAACUCAACUAACAAAAUGCAUCAAAGCUGAAGCUUAUGGAGAUGCUGUGAGAUAUUACACUGGUGCAAUGCCGAUUCUGGAGGCGUAUGGUGAUUCCUCUUUUCAAGAUUGCAAGAGAGAGUCAGAAUCUGCAAUUAGUCAGAUAGUAAAAAAUCUUGAGGCUAGGCUUUCUUCAGAUUCUGAACCAGUGGAAGCAAGGGCGGAGGCUGUAGUACUUCUGAAGCAGUUGGGUUUUCCAGUAGACAGCUUAAAAACAAAACUACUCGAGGAGAAGUUGGACCAUUUCGUGGCUGAACUUCAGAAAGAAACUAAAGAGCACACUCCUGCUUUAGAUGGUCCUGCCAAAGCUGGACGCCUUUCUGAUUCUUCUAGACAGGGUUCUUCAAAAAACAGCAAUGACCAGGCAUCCAUUGGCGAGCUGGCCAAGACAGUUCGUGCUUAUCGAGUGAUUUUCCCUGAUUCUGAAAGGCGCCUCAUAGAAAUAACUAAAGCCCUUUUCUCCAAGCGUUUUGAAGCCACUCAGCAGGACAUAAAGGAGAGUGUUACUGCGUCUGAUCUUCUGACAAUGCUCAGGAUUAUUUGGACUGAUGUGACAUUGAUGGAUGAGGUUUUGCCUGAAGCAGCUCUCUGCAUUUUUUCCCUAGAGGCAAUUCGUUCUGUUGUGAACCAGUAUGUCACCAGCUCAUUCACUCGGCUAUUGCAUCAAGUUUCAGAUCCCCUUUCAAAGAUGGAUAGUAGAGAAAAAGGGGCAAUGCAAGAGAAUCUACUACAGAUUGCUUUGGAGAAUAGCAAAAAGGCUGUGAUGCAAGGAAGCAUGGAUCUCCUAUUGGACUUCCAACAGCUCCUGGAUGACAACCUUGAAUUACUAGCUAAACUGAAAGACUCUAUUGUUGAUUGGGUGCAAGAAGGUUUCCAGGACUUCUUUAAGGCCCUCAAUGAUAGGUCCAUCCUCUUCUGUGGUGGCAACAUACUGACAAAACGUAAAGAUCAGAAAUUGCCUGACGGAUUACAAGGAGACAAGGUUCUUGCAGGACUUGUUCUUGUAAUUGCCCAGCUCUCUGUUUUCAUUGAACAAAGUGCAAUUCCUAAAAUCACUGAGGAAAUAGCUGCUCACUUUUCUGGUGGAAGUACCAGAGAUUAUGAAGAUGGACCUGCAUUUGUACCUACAGAGAUAUGCAGAAUAUUCCGUUCUUCUGGUGAAAAGUUUUUACACCUUUAUGUCAAUACAAAAACACAGAAAAUAUCUCUGCUUCUGAAAAAGCGGAUUACCACACCAAAUUGGAUCAAGCAUAAGGAGCCCAGAGAAGUUCACAUGUUCGUAGACCUGCUUCUUCAAGAGCUGCAAGCUGCAGAAAGCGAAGUCAAGCAGAUUUUAGUUCGCUGCUCAACGCCAAAGCAUCAUCGCUCUGACAGCACUGGUAGUGCAAAUUCCUCUCGCAGUAACCCUCUUCGGGACGAAAAAAUUAGCAGGUCGAAUACACAGCAAGUUCGAAGCCAACUGCUUGAAAGUCAUCUUGCUAAGCUUUUAAAGCAAAAAAUGGAGAUCUUCACAAAAAUUGAGUUUACGCAGGAGUCAGUGAUCUCAACCAUUGUGAAACUCUCCUUGAAAAGCUUUGUACAGUUUGUGAGACUCCAGACUUUUAACCGCAGUGGAUUUCAGCAAAUCCAGUUGGACAUUCAGUUCCUUCGAGCGCCUCUUAAAGAAAUUGCUGAUGAUGAUGCAGCUAUUGAUUUCCUACUUGAUGAGGUCUGUGUGGCAGCUGCAGAACGUUGUCUUGAUCCAAUUCCUCUAGAGCCAGCUAUUUUGGAGAAACUGAUCCAGGCAAAAUUGUCCAAGAGUUGAUCGAUGGAUCUGAUGGUUUGAAAAAUAUCCGAUGCAUUAUUCUGCGGGCCAACAGCUUGUGUGGACCUCUGUCAGAGGAGCUUGGCAGUUCGUUUGUGUUCUCUUGGGUAAUACGGCAUUGAAAACUGAGCUCUUUCCAUCACAUGCUCAUGGUCUUACCGUGCGCAGACCUUGCAGGCAGGUUCUUCUAGAAAUUCAUGAAUAAAAUGUAACUGCCACGUUGUGAUGGGAAAGUCCCAACUUUCUUCUCAAAAUUGAAUUGAGAAGGCUUUUGUUACUUAAUGGGAGAUACUGCUCAAGGAAAAUGUACGUGAUAAUUUCAUAUAUACUUGUAUAGUGCACGCAGUGCUUGUUGGUUGUUCCAGGUUUGUAUAGUUACCGGCUUAGGUUUUUGACAUUGUACAUUCGGGUUAUGGAGCUUGUUAGAAACUUCCAAGGCAGUUCAGUACUAUCUUUUACUGUACUGUGGUGAGUACAUGACAUUUUCUUUCGUUUUUCUUUUCUUUCUUUCUUUGUAUAAACAAGCUAUGGUUGGACCACAUGGCAAUGGCAUAUUGAAUUUCUUCA
Nymphaea colorata (pocket water lily) is the source of this 3000-nucleotide messenger RNA. RefSeq names its product vacuolar protein sorting-associated protein 51 homolog. The record is from RefSeq and is a predicted model, not a curated record. Bases 106 to 2433 code for a protein of 775 amino acids. Gene Ontology annotation, cellular component: EARP complex; GARP complex; membrane. Gene Ontology annotation, biological process: retrograde transport, endosome to Golgi; endocytic recycling; Golgi organization. NCBI's taxonomy places the organism in Eukaryota, Viridiplantae, Streptophyta, Magnoliopsida, Nymphaeales, Nymphaeaceae. The transcript is spliced from 21 exons.